AUAAUUAAUUUGAUGUAUUAUUAUUAUUUCAUCCACCAAAUUUCCACGAGAAUUGUAGAAAGAAUAAGGAAAUCGCAAAAAAUGGAAGCCAAGCUUCUAUUAUUCAGCACAAUGUUGAUCUUUGCCUGUGUCUCCUUUCCAGUCUAUUCAUGGGAUUAUGAUGAAUGCACCUACGUAAUCUACGUGCAAACCGGCAAUGCACAAACCGUAACAACGUAUGCUAAAGUGAACCUUGAAUUACGUGACAAAUAUUUCAAUCGCUUUAACAUCACAAACCUUCAAUCUUGGGGGAUUAUGAGCAAAUAUCAUUACUACUUUAGAAGUGGAAAUUUGGAUACAUUUGCUGUGAAAGGCAAUUGCUUAAGAGGCCCCCUUUGUAGCAUGACAUUAAGUCAUGAUAACACCGGCGUAUCUCCCGGCUGGUACGUGGACUAUGUUGAAGUUACCUCUAUUGCACCAAGUCGGGGUUGUCGGAAGAUUAAUUUCCCGGUUAAUGCGUGGUUGGCCGUCGAUGAGCCACCGUUUGGUACCGCUAGUCGGGGUGUGUGUUUGUGUGAUGAGAUUAUUAGAGAUGAUGUAUAUGCUCCUAGCUAGAAGAUUUGAUUCGGCCUCUAAUUUGGUUAUGCUACAAUUAUAUAACUUGUAGUGCAUUAUUGCUUAGUUAUUGAUUGAGUUUUGCCCUUUGGCUUUAAUUGGAAUGUGUGAUGAAAAUGAGAAAUGUGUUGUAUGUAUUGGGAUAUUUUUCUAUUUAAGUAAGGGAUAGGUCAAGUGGUUAGAGCUUCCCUCCCGAUCCAAUGAGGUUCUGGGAUCGAUUCUCACCCCCGCCCUUGUGGCUC
Messenger RNA from Chenopodium quinoa (quinoa), 836 nucleotides. RefSeq names its product PLAT domain-containing protein 3-like. Bases 13 to 594 code for a protein of 193 amino acids. Lineage: Eukaryota; Viridiplantae; Streptophyta; Magnoliopsida; Caryophyllales; Amaranthaceae. The record is from RefSeq and is a predicted model, not a curated record. Gene Ontology annotation, molecular function: protein binding. The transcript has 2 exons.